GUCAUUACACAGUGUUCAGCAGAAAUAUGGUGUCUGCUGUUUCAUUUGUGCUUGCCAGUUUAGCAAAAUAAAAGUAGAGUAGUAAAGAAAUAUUCUGUGCUGUGGAAAAAAACUGUGUCAAACACCACAAUGUCAGGCUAUUAUACAGUCAGUAGUAAAAGUCAUGUAUAUAUCAUGCAUUCCACAUAAACAGACAAAUCUGUGUGCUGAACAAAUAUUGAUUUACAUCAUUUACACCAGUAAUGGCAAAUAUUAUUUAAACAAGUUUGUAUGAAUACUUUAACAUAUGGAUAAGACACACUGAAAUGCUGAAAAAAUAUGAAAAUGUCUUCACUCCCCGAUUUAAAAUUCUCUUUGAGGAACUUUGCUCUAAAUACACCAGGGUGCACUAUCACGCCUCAAAAUAAUUACCCUUCAGUAAAUGAAGUAUGCAUAGGUUGACAUACAGAUGAUGAUAAUGAAAAAUGCACACAUGCAUGCGCGUGCAUACUUAUAUACAUAGGCUACAUAGGGUAUGUGUGAUGAUACAAAUGCAUAGAUUACCUACAUCCCCGCGUAUAACAUACACACACACAUACAUAGGCUACAUGCACACACUAUUGUAAAUAGAGCAAAAGUGUAGCCUACUCAGCAUUUGACGUGUUCUUAAUGCAGCUAUUUGAAUGAGUUCAUGUGCGAUCCAUAAUAAUAUUUUACUUUUUUUUUUUUUAAAGAUAUAUAUAGUUGAGGAAGACAAGCUUUACUUAUCAUGUCAUCGGCAUCACCAUCUCAUCCUCUGUUUAUCACGUGUGUGAGAGAGUGUAUAGGGGAAAGAGAACGAGAGGGGUAGGGCUGUGUGAAGUCAUUUUCUUCAACAACCGUUGAAGAAUUGAGUAUGCGUCUGGACCCCGUGGCUCUGUGGUAUUGAGGCACCUCGGUUUAAUUCUCGAAGUUUGAAAUAGGAAGAUUUGUUUUAAGAGGGGAAACUACGCGUCUGAUUUGUUUGGGCGCUUGGCUAUGAAAAUACGCAUAUUUGGGGAAAUUUGGGGAAAUGUGUGGACGUAUAUGGUGCGAUUUCAUUAGCGAAGAUGGAGGCUAACACGCCAAAUUUCAACAAUGUGAGCUAUAAUCAGUUUAAUGGCACGAUGAAGCUCUCUAACGAGACGAAAGUCAACGACUAUAUAUACGUUCGUGUCUGUGUAUCAGCAGUUGCCUUCAUUAUUUUGGCUUUCUUCAACAUUGUCAUCAAUUGUAUCAUCCUGCGCCAGGAGAGACUGCGGAAUCAUGCGCGCUUCGUACUGGUGUUCCACCUGUUACUUUCUGCGCUCAUCUAUUUUGCCGUGUGUUGGGGAUUUAAUCUGCAGAUUUACCUGAAAGCGCGGCUAAAGGCAUCUACAUGUGCCACGGUGAUUACUGUACUGACCACAAGUGCGUCCAACAUCCUUCUCACCUUGACGGUGAUGGCAGUGGACCGCUACUGGGCUAUUUGUUUCCCAUUGCGCUAUAGCAACUUGUGCGCACGAAAAUGGCCCUGGCUUCUAGGACUUCUUACCUGGGCCCUUGCAGCCAUUAUACCCCUUACUCUUUUCCCAUGGACAGAGAGAGGGGACUCGAAUAGACUCUGUGGGAGAGCAGCGCUGAAAAAAGGAGAACUACACAAAAUCGUAUUGAUCACCAUAUGUUUCGUUAUUAUUCUCUACAGUUACGCCAGGAUUUGUCUCGAGGGACGCCGGUUAGGUGUGUUAAACCGGCGCAAUAAGAUCGGCUGCAGGACUAUUGCUUGGCACGGGCUUCAGCUCGCUGUCUAUAUCCUUCCAAACUUCAUAAGCUUUCUCCUGUACAUUUUGCUAAAGUAUGAGCACAUUCACCAGGACGCAAAGGACUUGUUUGCAGUGGUGAACUUCGCAUUCUUCAGUAUAGCACAAUGCAUUGCGCCAAUUGUUUACGGACUGCGCAAAGAGGAGAUUUUGGAACAGUUAAACCAAAACGGUUUGUGCUUCUCCUGUCCACUUAAGACUUUCGUGGAGUGGACUGUUCGCCUGACAGAACCCUGUCACCAUUCCUACUCACGGGAGAGACGACUCACGUCUCAGACUCUGCUCUCACUAGAACCUCUUCGCGCCCCUGUGUAAACGACUACAAACAACCAUCCUGCAGGAAUUUUUAUAGACCAGUUAUUACAUCCGAUCAAAGAGAUGAACAUUUCAGUGGUCAAAGAAGGGGGUGGGGUUAAACUGUGAAUAUAUGUGAGUAUGGAAAAUGCAUCACUGUGCGGUAUGAUGUAUAAACCAUAGCCUUUUAAUUUAUUAUCAUUAUUUCAAUGUGAAUCAUUGAGAACCUGUCUGACGAUUUCUGUUGUUUGUCUGUACCCAAAUUGUGGUUAUGUAAACAAACAUUUUUGUGGUUAUUAAAAGCAAGGGGUUAUUCUGUAUAGUUCUCAGGGUACUUUUCCAUCACUGUUAUCAGGGAAAUCAUAACUAUGAGUCAGUAGACUUGCAGUCAGGGACGUUGUUAGGCCUGUUUUGUGGGGGGCCUAUAUCUACAUGGUAACUUUGGGCUGAAAUUCUAAUGUAUAGCAGCCCAAAAUAAUGAACUUGGCUUCCAUGUUAAAUAAUCAAAAGUUGAUCAUAGCAUGCACAGAUCAACUGUGCUUUUGAAUAGAUAUUUCUGCCGGUAUGGUACAGGUGACAUGAAUGUAAAACAAUCAUAAUAUAAAUUCAUCAUGAUGUAAAGGCUGACAUAAGAAAUAUGCAAGCAUGAUCACAUCAUACUUUCCCAGAUAUGGGUAUAUUGUCUUGAAAAAGAGCUCUUUUCCAAAACG
Molecule: messenger RNA, 2800 nt
Organism: Alosa alosa (allis shad)
Lineage: Eukaryota; Metazoa; Chordata; Actinopteri; Clupeiformes; Clupeidae
Exons: 2
Coding region: 1068-2111 (347 amino acids)
Biological process (GO): G protein-coupled receptor signaling pathway
Cellular component (GO): membrane
Molecular function (GO): G protein-coupled receptor activity
Source: RefSeq, a predicted model, not a curated record